Messenger RNA from Rhododendron vialii, 1002 nucleotides. RefSeq lists its product as uncharacterized. The transcript is spliced from 2 exons. Bases 1 to 1002 code for a protein of 333 amino acids. Lineage: Eukaryota; Viridiplantae; Streptophyta; Magnoliopsida; Ericales; Ericaceae. The record is from RefSeq and is a predicted model, not a curated record.
AUGGAGAUUUCUUUUUGGAAUCAUGUAUGGUUAGGGGAUACAACUCUUAGAGAGGAGUACCCACGGCUAUACUUAAUUUCUUCCCAAAAAGAUGCCGUGAUUAAUGUGAUGCGGGGUGGAGCCAAUGAAGGUUGCUGGAAUCUGACAUUUACCAGAAGUUUACGUGAUUGGGAAAACAUUCAAGUGGAGGAUCUAAAACGGAGAUUGCAACUUGUAAUACUAGAUUUGGCUAGGCCAGAUUCAGUGCUUUGGAAAUGGUCAUCGGAUAAUCGAUUCUCAGUAAAAUCUGUGUAUAAUCAAUGGGAGAACGGUGGUCAUACUAGGAGUCCGGUGACGGAAGCCAUUUGGAAGAAUGUAUGCCCCCCAAAGGUGGAAAUUUUCGCUUGGAUGGCUAUCCAAUCCAAGGUGGCUACUAGAACCGUAUUAUUAGGUCGAAAUCUGCUACCGGAGGGGCAAUCUGUGCUAUGCCCAUUUUGCUCGCUGUACUUGGAAUCACCUUAUCAUUUAUUCUUGCAUUGCCAUUUUUCUUGGGACGUUUGGUCGAGGAUUCUGGGUUGGUGGCAUGUAAAGUGGGUAUGCCCUGUAUCUGUUGAAGAUCUAUUUAUUUUGUGGGAUGAUAGUAGUUUCAGAAAUUUGGAUAAACACCUGUGGGAAGCCAAUUUUUAUGCAACUUUGUGGUCAUUGUGGCUGGUUAGAAAUUCGUAUGUUUUCAAUAAUGCUACAACAAGUUCUGGGGAAGUGGUUGAUUUGAUUAAAACUAGAGUUGCAAUGUGGGUAAAGGCAAAAUUCGACAUAAAGGUGUAUUCGGUGGAGGAUUUUAGGAUUUUUCUGGAUGGAGUUAGGGUGUUGAAACUCUGGGCCUCCGGAGUCAUGUGCCUAGUGGUCGGAGCAAUGGUCACCUUCUACUCUUACAACUUGAUUUCAUUGGUUCUGGAGCACCACGCCGAGUUCGGUCAUCAGCACCUCCGCUUCUGUGACAUGGCUCAUGACAUUUGCUCAUAA